Cavia porcellus (domestic guinea pig) is the source of this 1256-nucleotide messenger RNA. Its product is annotated as plasma membrane ascorbate-dependent reductase CYBRD1. The coding region runs from base 174 to 1019 and encodes 281 amino acids. Gene Ontology annotation, cellular component: lysosomal membrane. Lineage: Eukaryota; Metazoa; Chordata; Mammalia; Rodentia; Caviidae. Gene Ontology annotation, molecular function: oxidoreductase activity. The record is from RefSeq and is a predicted model, not a curated record. The transcript has 4 exons.
CCGGGUGGGCCCCCCUCGCGCGGACGGCCCCCCACCGGCCGGCCCCCAGGAAGCCCCGCCCCGCGGGCGGACCCCGCGCGGGGAAGUCGCCGCCCGGCCGCCCGGCCAGAGCCAGAGGCCGCCCCUCGCCGAGCUCCGAGGCUGCCGCGGCCGGGCUAUGGGGCUCUGACGCCAUGGGCGGCUCCCGGGGCCUCCUGGGCCUCCUGGCGGCGGCGCUGCUCUUCGGCUUGCUGUCGGUGAUCUUCACGUUUGUCUGGAUCCUGCACUACCGGGAGGGGCUGGGCUGGGACGGCACCGCGCUCCAGUUUAACUGGCACCCGCUUCUGGCGGUGAUCGGCUUCGUCUUCAUCCAAGGGCUAGCCAUCAUCGUAUACAGACUCCCAUGGACCUGGAAAUGCAGCAAGCUCCUGAUGAAGUCCAUCCACGCCGGGCUGAAUACCGUUGCUGCCAUUCUUGCGAUCGUCUCCCUGGUGGCUGUUUUCGAGAACCGUAGAGCCAGAAACCUCACCAAUAUGUACAGUCUGCACAGCUGGAUUGGCCUGACAGCUGUCAUACUCUAUGUUUUACAGCUUGUCCUAGGUUUUUGCAUCUUUCUGCUCCCAUGGGCUCCACUUUCUCUCCGAGCAAUAGCCAUGCCCAUACAUGUUUAUUCUGGACUUUUCCUCUUUGGGACAGUGAUUGCAACAGUCCUUAUGGGAGUGACAGAGAAGCUGACUUCUCCCACCACAACUCCCCCAUACAAUUCAUUCUCACCAGAAGGUAUUUUCACAAAUACCCUUAGUCUUCUGAUUGUGUUGUAUGGGGCCCUCAUCUUCUGGAUUGCUACUCGGCCACAAUGGAAACGUCCCAAAGAACCAGAUUCCUCCAUUCUUCAGUCCAAAGGAGGCGCUGGAGAGGAAGUGGAAGGCACCAUAACCAUGAGCUUGGGCGACAAAUCUGAAGCAGAGUUAAACAAUGAAGUAGCAGCCAGAAAGAGAAACUUCGGUCUUGAUGAGGCUAGCCAGAGGUCUACCAUGUAAAAUGUCACUGAACCGUAUAACUGCACAUUUUAAAAUACAGCCAUAUAAAUUCACCUUUAAAAACUAGCUGUACAGUUUCGCUUCUCCUAGUCAUAAGAUGAUCAAGCUACAUAGUGUCAAUAUUUGUUGUGAUCACCGUAGAGCAUUUCUUGAAAGAAUUUGUAAUGACUGAAGGUUCUGAGUUACAUGAGUGGGAAAAGACACAAUCAAUAUAAAUAAUAAAAGAUAUAAAUUGUG